Branchiostoma floridae (Florida lancelet) is the source of this 2866-nucleotide messenger RNA. RefSeq lists its product as uncharacterized. Gene Ontology annotation, molecular function: protein binding. The transcript is spliced from 6 exons. The coding region runs from base 1245 to 2216 and encodes 323 amino acids. Gene Ontology annotation, biological process: signal transduction. The record is from RefSeq and is a predicted model, not a curated record. Lineage: Eukaryota; Metazoa; Chordata; Leptocardii; Amphioxiformes; Branchiostomatidae.
CUGUAUUUAUUAAUUUGUCUUGUGAAAAUUAUGAAAUUUGCUUUGUCUGUAUCAAGGGAUAGCUUAUUUGUCUUCAAUCGCUUAUUUUAUUUGCAAAGUUCAUCAUUAAUUGUUGCAAUAAGUGUAUCAAAAUUUGUAUGUGACAUAAACAGAUUUGUAUCGUCUGUAAAUAGUAAAGUGAAACUUUUGCCUGAUAUCAUCGGAAGAUCGUUUACAUAAAUCAAAAAUCAAAGAAGUCCGAGUAUGGAUCCUUGCGGUAGACCACAUGUUACAGAUAUCUGGGACGAGACAAACUAUUAUAAGAAACAUACUGCAUUCUGUCUGACAAAUAAUCUUUUAUCCAUUUAAGGACAGAGCCUUUAAACGUUUUGAAAACACCCGCCAAAUUCAACAAGGUGGUACAAAAGCGACACCUGCCUGUUUAGGACAAACGCUAUCCCACGAAGUUUGUCCCACGUACUUAAAUUACAACUAUAUCAUAAACAAACGCUGGGCUUCCGGAUGGAAAGAUUUACCUUUUCUGAUUCAUGCAUGUAUGACCGCGCGGCCAAGACAGUCGGUAGAUAGAUUAACGGGCCAAAUCAGGUCACAAUAUCUUUCGAUCCCGUAAACCUCUGCUUGGCGAAUGAAAUGCACCUUCUUUGCUUAUAUUCUGCAAAAUUAUUCCAGGUUCGCUCCUUGCUCCGGAACGCACGUUACUUACACAAAAUUAAAGAUCCCAAAAUCGUGAGAAACAACAGCUAUGAAGGCCAAUAUACCCAGCAAGCGUAGCAGUUGUAACACAGUUAAACACACGUGGGCAAACAAAAUCAAGAGCACAGCGUGGCGGGAACGCGGGUCAGAGUAAUAGCAAGUCCCUUAAACUUAAAUCACAGUGACUAGAAUGAUCAUGAGUUCCACUUUGUCAAAGAACUAUUACUAGUUGGGCUAUAACACAGUAAACAUUGGUUGCCAACACCCCGGCCUGACGUCAAGCCUAUAUCGCGUAUCCCAACAUCCCCCACGACACAGACCGACGUAUCUGAGCUAGCCGUGUGUUGUCUGCCCGCCAAACUACAUGUAUGCACCGUUACUCCAGCGUUUGAGCCUCCUACUUUAACCUCAACAGCAUUACCAGUCCUAUAUCGAUCAUCUCCACUGUCGACGUCCUCACACCUUGACUACGUCGGUCCGGUGUCGGUCCGCUGUCAUAUGUGAAAGUCUCAGUCAACAUUAGGGGUGAAGUGCGUCUAUAGAAGAGGACCAUGGCGAAAGUGAAGGAGGCCAUUGAGGCAGAAGAUGAGUAUGAUGAAAGCUUCACUGACCAGCCUGAGGGUGCUACCUGCGAUCCAAGGACCAGCAUCAUACUACCAACAGACCUGAAACCAGCUUUUCACAUCGUUGUGAAGUAUAUGCAUGACAAAUGGAUGGAGCUUGGGUAUCAUCUUGGACUUGAACAUCCUGACAUCAUUGGAACAGAGAAGAGAUUUCACGGGGAUACAAAAGCAUGCUGUAGAUCAGUACUUUCGCAGUGGAAGGAUAAAAAUGGGAGAAGAGCUACCUGGAUACAACUGCAAAAGAUCGUUACCGAAACCGGCAACAAAGAUGUGUCAGAAAAACUGCAGAAAAAGCUUUGCUGUUUCAAUGAGAAAUACUGGAAAGACCCAAUGGACAUGGCUGUGUUCCUGAGCGAAGACGUUGUUUAUGACAUGUAUGCAUCUUCAGGUGACCCACAAUUCAUGAUGUAUCUUGAGAGUAUAGUAUUUGGUGAUUACUUCACUCAUGCUCUUCAGGUUGAGAGCAAUGAGCAGUCUGAGCAGCAGGUGGCCAAGUCUAAGGAACUAAGGGAAUCUUACGAUGCUCUAAACUCAGAAAAAGCAAGGUAUUUGAAGUUGAGAAUGCUCAAAUGUCGCAUGAUGCUAAAAGAAGAGAAUGAUCGGAUGGAAAGGGAACUAGGUUUGAUACCAGCAAUAGAAGAUAACAUGCCAGGUCCAUUCAAAGUUAUCGAAAGAGAAAGCCGUCAAAAGAAUCAUGACUCUGGCUUUGAAUCAACAGCAACAAAGUCUCAUACUGGCUCAUCUGCUGACCCUUCCCUGGCUAGAGCUAAAGACAAGGUGCCAAUAAAUGACACAGUAGAUGAGCUGGAUGAAGAUUCCAGCUCUGAUGAGGCCAGCUACCAAACAGCUAGUGAUGGUGAGUCAACUGAUUUUAACGAUGUAAAAUGGUUUGAGCAAUGAAUGUGCCAGACCUCUGAGGAUGUUAGGACAAGUUAGCUGAGAGUAGAACAUCUGCUACCAUACCAGAUAGUGGGUCAUUCUCCAAAGAUAACGAUUUGCCUGGUAGCCAAACUAACCGAAAUCUUGAAAAUCAUUCAGAAACAAAUUGCUUGCAAUUGGAAGAAACUGUUUGAGGUUCAUUUGAUGUAUACACUGCUAUUUUCAAUGGAAAUGAAGUUUCUUCUAGUCAGCAGUGAGUUGUUAGUGUCCAGAUGUUUCUUGAAGAAAAAAAAAGUUUAACAUAUUGCUGCAAUUGACUUCAUAGAAUUAUGAAGUGAACCCGGGUUUUUGUAGCUAAUGACAAGUAUUUCUUGCUUUUAUUAGUUAGUAAAGGUGUGCUGAUGUACAUUUUGCAGUCCACUGAUUUACAAGCUUGACCAUGUACAUCGAGGCUUUAUGACACUAUUUUGUAUGUCUGUUCUAGCAGUUUUCUGUGAUUCACAUAGUGGUCAGUAAUGUGAGGUACCUUGUAUAUAAUAAUUGAUGAUGGUUGUAAAAUGUUUGUAUCAUUUCUAUCUUUAAAGGCACUAUGUCAUCAAAUUGGAGUAGCUUUGAAAUAUGUCAGACAUUAGAUUUACAUGUAAGUAGUAAUCUUUCUUUAAGUCUAUGAG